Molecule: messenger RNA, 1075 nt
Organism: Coffea arabica (coffee)
Lineage: Eukaryota; Viridiplantae; Streptophyta; Magnoliopsida; Gentianales; Rubiaceae
Source: RefSeq, a predicted model, not a curated record
GGAAAAGGGAGACAAGACAACGUCCCAGUGGUGCACAAGAUAAGUUUUAUUUCCAUCCAACGUGCAAAAGAAUGUUUCGAUCUUUAGUUGAGGUCAUCAACUUCAUCAGAAGCAACAACACUAUAACAUCUAACGAGAGGGAGACCAAUGCUCAAGAGCUUCAGGUGAGUUGAUCAGGUUGCUACUUGUAAAUAUCACAGCUUUACUUGUGUAUAAACUAGGUAAUUUAGAUUUACAUAGUCUUGCCUUGCCUCGAGGAGUUUCAAUCACUUUGUAAAAUGUAUUGCAGGGUCCUCAACUGCUUAAAUUAUCUGAAGACCGAAACCAUAGGAAACGGAAAUACAAUACUAGUAAUGUUGGUUCCGAAUCCAAGAAAGAAGAAUCUUCCCAGUUUCUUGGCGUACAGGGAUGAAGACUAAAGAUCAAUCAGGAGUGAAAGAAUUUUUCGAUGACGCAUAUGCAAACCUCAUGAACUUGCCCCCAUCAACCCACGGGGCGGCAAUCAUAGAAGAGGACAAGAAGCUUAGGGUUGAGGCUUUCCUUCUUGAUGCCCACGAAAACCUUCUCAAGGGUUUCCAGAAGGAAGAAACCAAAAUUAGGAUUCAUCCCCAAACCAUUCGCUAUCAAAAUGGCACUAGUCCUGGAGAGAUUGAUGGUGAGGUGAUGAACGGCGGCGAGCCUUCUCAACAUGCCCGCCAAAAUGCGGAGCCAUCAUCAAAAACUCAGGAAGGCGCAGGGAACAUUAUCCCGGAGCCGCCAUUACAGCAAGGUGGGAUUGGGAAUGCAAAUGCAGAUAAUAAGGAAGCAACGAUGAAUCGGUGGACGGAUAAAGAAAUGGAGGUGGUCGAAAUUUUUAGCCAAGGUUUGGGCGGCGACGGCAACGUGAAUAAUCAACAAGAUGAAGAAGACCUUGUGGAUUAUUCUCACUUUCUGUUUGAGCCUGAUCCUCCAGGUCUUUUUUGAGACAAAUAAAUAGAGGCAAAUGGCAAUAGCAGCAGCGAGCGAUGUACACACACAUUCAUUUUCAGAUAAAAAAGGAACUACCUUUUUUUCUGUUCUUUCUUAUCACAUUUUC